Molecule: messenger RNA, 455 nt
Organism: Rhagoletis pomonella (apple maggot)
Lineage: Eukaryota; Metazoa; Arthropoda; Insecta; Diptera; Tephritidae
Gene: SNRPG
Product: probable small nuclear ribonucleoprotein G
Exons: 3
Coding region: 139-369 (76 amino acids)
Biological process (GO): mRNA splicing, via spliceosome; spliceosomal snRNP assembly
Cellular component (GO): U4 snRNP; SMN-Sm protein complex; spliceosomal tri-snRNP complex
Molecular function (GO): RNA binding
Source: RefSeq, a predicted model, not a curated record
UCGAACGAAAAGUAUCGAGUAUGUACUUGUAUUUACCUGUAUUGUUUCAUCUGUAGUGGCGGCCAUUGCAACGUUUUGCCAAAGGAAUUUAGUAAAAUAAAAACUUCCACGCUUUCACGUAAUUAAACUAACAUCAAAAUGUCAAAAGCACAUCCACCAGAGUUGAAGAAGUACAUGGACAAACGAAUGCUGCUGAAACUGAACGGAGGACGCUCUGUUGCUGGUAUUUUGCGUGGUUUCGAUCCGUUCAUGAAUGUAGUGCUGGACGAAACUGUGGAAGAGUGUAAAGAUAGCACGCGCAACAACAUUGGCAUGGUGGUAAUUCGUGGUAACAGCAUUGUUAUGGUAGAGGCGCUCGAUCGAGUAUAAUACAAUUAAGGAAGUCGCCUAGUUUGACGUCUUAAUUGGUAUAUAUGUAUGAAGUAAUAAAAUUUAAUAUAAGGUGAAAACAUAAA